This is a messenger RNA of Nannospalax galili (Upper Galilee mountains blind mole rat), 2758 nucleotides long. RefSeq names its product phosphoinositide-3-kinase regulatory subunit 6 (gene Pik3r6). The record is from RefSeq and is a predicted model, not a curated record. Bases 76 to 2337 code for a protein of 753 amino acids. Gene Ontology annotation, cellular component: phosphatidylinositol 3-kinase complex, class IB. Lineage: Eukaryota; Metazoa; Chordata; Mammalia; Rodentia; Spalacidae. The transcript has 19 exons. Gene Ontology annotation, molecular function: 1-phosphatidylinositol-3-kinase regulator activity. Gene Ontology annotation, biological process: G protein-coupled receptor signaling pathway; positive regulation of MAP kinase activity.
UGUGCGGAAAACCACCCUUUGCCUUCCACUCUGCUGCUGGAGACAACCACAUCCUCCCCACCUCCUACCGGCUCCAUGGAGAGUUCAGAUGUGGAGCUGGACCUGCAGAGGAGUGUGCAGGCUGUACUGCGAGAGCUCAAUACGCCAAACCCAGCCCUGCAGAGAAACCAAGGCAUGUGGAGAUGGUCACUGCACAAGAAAGUGGAGCGAGAUCCCGGAAAGAACUCCGUGCUGGUCCGAAUUCUGCUCAGGGAGCUGGAGAAGGCAGAAAGUGAGGACGUGCGGCAUGUCAUCAUCCCCUUGCUGCUCACUCUAAUGUACGUGCUCACUAAGGCCACAGGUAUCACAGAAGAGCUCUACCAGAGAACAUAUACCUUCUGUACCAGGCUGCUGACCCUGCCUGCCCCCUAUUCUACAGUUGCUUUGGACUGUGCCAUAAGGCUGAAAACAGAGACAGCUGUCCCAGGCACGCUGUACCAAAGGACAGUCAUUGCUGAGCAGAACCUGAUGAGUGAACUGUACCCUUACCAGGAGAGAGUACUCCUGUUUGUGGAUCCUGAGCUGGUUUCUGCCUCCGUGUGCAGCGCCCUGUUGCUGGAGAUUGAGGCAGCCCAGGAGCAGCAAACACCAGAGGUCUGCAUGCGACACGUUGUCUCCCAUGCCCUGCAGGCAACUCUGGGGGAAGCCUGCCAUACAGGUGCUCUGCACAGGAAGCUGCAGGCCAGCUCCCGUCGCGUCCUGGAGUACUAUUUCCACGCAGUAGUGGCUGCCAUGGAGCAGGUGGCUAGCGAUGACUACCCCAGGCGGCUGGGACAUCUGGAAAGGCUAAAAGAGAUUCACUGCUCGCUGAUAGGACCGGCCGCGAGGGACCGUGGCAGCGGCGACCCUCUCCAAGACCGACUGCCAAGCAUCCCUCUGCCCAGCCCCUACAUUACCUUCCACCUGUGGACGGACCAGGAGCAGCUCUGGAAAGAACUGGUGCUCUUCCUUCGUCCACAUUCCCAGCUACGCCUCAGCGCUGACUUGGAGGCUUUGGAUCUACAAGGCCUCAGGCCAGACCGGGACUUGGCCCGGGUGUCUAUGCUAUCCACUGACAGUGGUAUUGAGCGGGAUCUUCCUUUGGGAGCCGAUGAGCUCCCAGCCCCUAGCAGCCCCGAGAUGGAGCGGGCUUCACUGCAACGCAAGGGAGGCAUCAAGAAGCGUGUGUGGCCCCCCCACUUCUCCAUGCCUGGCAGCUGGGAUGGGACCCCAGGGCUGCACCGGAGAACUGGCAGGCCCAGUGGGGAUGGGGAGCUGCUUCCUGGUGUCUCCCGGGUGCAUACAGCCCGUGUGCUGGUGCUGGGGGAUGACAGGAUGCUGGGGCAAUUGGCCCAGGCCUACCACAGACUCAGGAAACGGGAGACCAAGAAGUUCUGCCUCACUCCCAGACUCAGCCUGCAGCUUUACUACAUCCCGGUGCUGGCACCUCAGGGACCCACAGCAUCCAGAAAGCUUGAGCUGGGAGAGCUGGCCUCCUUUCUGGGCCAAGUGGACCCAUGGUAUGCAAGCACCGUCAACACCUUGUGUCCUGCCAUCCUCAAGCUGGCUGAGAUGCCUCCCUGUCUGGACACAUCCCGGAGUGUGGACCCUUUUAUCCUUGAUGUCAUCACUUACUAUGUUCGCAUGGGCACCCAACCCAUCUAUUUCCAGCUUUACAGAGUUAAGAUCUUCACAGACCUGAGUCAAGACCCUACAGAGGACAUUUUCCUUACAGAGCUGAAGGUGAAGAUCCAAGACUCCAAGUCCCUCAAAGAGGGCUCUUCACCCUGGAAGAGAGGGGCAGCUGAGGGUCAAGGUGCCGAGCUGUCCAUAUGCUACCAGAAGGCUCUGCUCAGCCAUAGGCCUCGAGAGGUCACUGUUUCCCUGCGGGCCACUGGGCUGGUCCUGAAGGCCAUUCCAGCUGAUGAUACAGAAGUUUCAGGGUUCUCCCAUGGCUCCCCGAAUGCUGCUUCUGUUACAGACCACACAUGUCUUCAUGUCAGUGUAACCGAGGUUGUCAAGUCCUCCAACCUGGCGGGAAGGUCAUUCCCUUCAGCGACAAACACCUUCCGGACAUCCAGUAUCCAUGUCCAGAGCCAGGACCAGAGGCUACUGACACUGUGGCUAGACAAGGACAGUCGACGCACUUUCAGGGAUGUGGUCAGAUUUGAAGCUGAUCCCUGCCCAGAGCCAUGUUCCCGAGCCCAGAAAUACAAGACAUCAGGGCUCAAUUCACAUGGGCAGGAAACAGAAAGGACCGUGGAGAGGCCCAAACCCCUUCUUAUGCCUAUCAACACAUUCUCUGGCAUCAUCCAUUGAACCUGCCAGGCCAGUGGAAGAGCUGGGUCUAGAGGCAGCAGGCCCAAGAUUAAGGAAACACUACCUACUCACCCCACAACACUCACAUAGACACCCACUGGACAGCUUCGCUUGGAUCAGGAACCAGAAGUGCCUGGGAGUUCAGAGUCUGGCUAUAGGGGCAUGUGGUGAAGAAGGAUCCAAACCAAUACUGAGGGAUUGUUGAGCAAAGCUAGGAAGGAGUGAGUUUGUGCACACACAGCCCAGCUUCUCCCAACAUCACUCCUAUGUUAAUUUUCCUCUCGCACAUAUCCAGCUAUUUUCAUCCACUCAGUUCCCUACCAAGUCCUGAAAACCACUGUCAGAGGGCUGCAGGUGUAGCUAGGUAGUUCAGUGUUAGAGCACUUCCCUAGUGUGGGAGGCCCUAGGUUCAAUCCCUAGC